AUGGCUACCGCUGUCGCUUCAUGGAUUCCCUCCAUUCCGUACCCACCUUCACAAGAUGGACGCUGGUCACCAGUCACGUCGACCCUCAACUGGUGCGAGGAGGACUAUUACAUGACUGUGUACUCGGCAGAAAUUGUCAAUACACUGACGAACCUUCUCUUCAUGUACCUUGCUGGGAAAGGUAUACACAACUGCUUGACGAACGGCCAUGACACGGUCUUCACGGUUGCUUUCAUUGGCUAUCUUAUCGUUGGAACAGGCAGCUUCCUUUUUCAUGCAACCCUCAAAUACCCCAUGCAGCUUGUUGACGAACUAUCUAUGAUAUACACGACCUGUCUUAUGUUCUACGCCACUUUCUCCUACGGGAAGUCGAAGCUUUACUCAAUAACCCUCGGGGUUGCGCUUGUCGUGAUGGCUCUGUCUAUUACGCUUUACUAUCACUACCUCCAAGACCCAACCUUCCAUCAAACCGCCUACGCUGUCCUCACUGCUAUUGUGUUGUUCCGCGCAAUAUAUGUAAUGGAGGUCAAUAUCCGACCUGCCUUUCGGACAAAGGAGCGUGAAGAUGCCAACCCGCGUUCUGGUGUGCUAGGAGAAGCUGCGCAGAAUCGAGAGGAUGCGAGGGACCGUGAGAUACUACGGCAAAUGUGGGUCUUGAUCGCAUGGGGCCUAAGCAUCUUUCUGGGAGGGUUUGCAUUCUGGCAAUUGGACAACGCAUUCUGCUUCACACUCAGGAGUUGGAGGAGGCAAUUGGGAAUGCCAUGGGGAUUCUUGUUGGAGGGACAUGGCUGGUGGCAUCUCAUGACGGGGAUUGGAGCCUACUUUUACAUAGUGUGGGGUAUUUGGCUCCGACACUGUCUGAACUACAAGCAGGAUGACUAUGAAUUGGUCUGGCCACGCAUCACCGUGAUGCCUUUGGUGGUCAAGAAAGCGAAAACGCAGGCAAAUGGGGGUCGUUCCAAUGACAAGAUGAAAGCAAAGAAAACUUCCUGAGGGAUAUUGCCCGUUACUUUUAGCGCCCGAGCAUCCGAAAUGGAAGUUUGGCUCAAGGGUCAUGUAGUGCUUAUUGCCGUUCUUUGCAAUAUGAAUGCCUGACAUUCUUUGUAUCAGUAGCAUAGACAAAAUCGAACACCCCUCUUAAGAGAAAAACAUAUUGGUUGAUGUGCUGCAAACCUGAAGAGAGAAUUUGUUGUUAGCUUUGGUGGCGGUGGAAUAGUAUGUUUCCAUUGUC
Molecule: messenger RNA, 1231 nt
Organism: Aaosphaeria arxii CBS 175.79
Lineage: Eukaryota; Fungi; Ascomycota; Dothideomycetes; Pleosporales
Product: alkaline ceramidase-like protein
Exons: 4
Coding region: 1-993 (330 amino acids)
Biological process (GO): ceramide catabolic process; ceramide biosynthetic process
Cellular component (GO): endoplasmic reticulum membrane
Source: RefSeq, a predicted model, not a curated record